Messenger RNA from Nyctereutes procyonoides (raccoon dog), 1992 nucleotides. Its product is annotated as serine/arginine repetitive matrix protein 1-like. Lineage: Eukaryota; Metazoa; Chordata; Mammalia; Carnivora; Canidae. The record is from RefSeq and is a predicted model, not a curated record. The transcript is spliced from 5 exons. The coding region runs from base 1 to 1020 and encodes 339 amino acids.
AUGCGAGCGCCCCGGGAGUCCUCGCUUCGACGGAGGCAAACGGAGAUGCUCCCUGGGGGGUUGUUUGCGGAGACCCGGAGGAGGACGUCGCCACGGCCGACUAGGCGCCCUGACCAGGUGCGGCCAAAGUUAGGGGAGGCCUCACCCGGGUCGGGCCCAGGCGGCCGCGGGCUCCCGCGCCCACACCUGCAGCCCCCGCCCCCCCCCCCGCCUCGCUCUCCCCAGCGCCCCCGAGGAUCGGGAAGAGGCAGGUCACUCGGGCACGCCUCCGUGGGGUCCCUUCCGGGGGACGCGGGCAGCCCGGCCCCGUUUCCCAGCACCUGGGGGGGCGGAGCCCGAGGUCCCCGGCGGGGAGCGACGCGCGGGCUCGGGGCCCCGCGGCUCGGCGCGCGUCGCAGCGGUGCGCGCCCCCGCCUGGCGCGGCCCCCGGGAGGCCCCGGCCGGUCCCGAGCGCCCCGAGCCCGUUCCGGGAAGGUGACUCAGCGACGCGCCCCGGGCUCGAGAAACUCCGCAGGACUAAGAACCGGGGGGAAGGAGCCGGGGCGUCCCGGCCCUCCCGCCGCGCCGCAGCCGCAGCCGCAGCCGCGGCCCCGGACCUCCGGACCCCCCACCCCCACUCCCCGGGAACCCGAACCCGGGGGACCGCUGCGCUGCAGCCGCAGUGCCGUGGUCACGCGACGCGGGGACGAGCGGCGGCGGCGGCGGCGGCGGCGGAGGAGGAGGAGGAGGAGGAGGAGGAGGCUCGGUGCGGGAGCCAGAGGGCCAGGGCCAGCCCGCCUCCCCCUCCUCCCCCCCGCCUCGUCCCCCUCCCCUCCCCUCCCCUCCCCACCCCUCCCCACGUCCCCUCCAGUGAAGGCUACGGUCGAAGCCUGGAUUAGGCGCCGCGAAAACGCGGGGCUCGGGCGGGUGCUCCCCGAGAUCGCAGCCUGGGAGCGAGGUGCCUGCGGAGGCCAGGGCAGCCUCCCCCUCUCCCCCGCUCGGGAGGGCACUUCAUUCAGGCCUGAGGAGCCGCUGCGUUAAACCUUGGAACCUGGUGGAAACUGAGGCACAGGGAAGGGAAGACCUGGCGGUGCAGGAGUCCGUGGCCCGCGCUGACCUCCAGCCUGUCUCUAAAGUACCGCAUCUGCCUCCAGAAACUGGCCCAUCAGCAUCCCGGCCAGGGGAAACAGGAUGGGCCAAAAACAAGAUGCUGUGGCCCUUUGACAGUUGGGGGAACCCAAACCCUGGGAAGUGAAGGUUCUUGCAAAUGCUUAGCACCGGUUCCCAGCAGAGCUGAGAAGCAAACGCAGGAGUCCUGCCCCAGCCUGGAAGACUGAGGCCACCCCAGGCUUCUCGCACAUGUUUGAGUAUCCGCCGACCUGAGACAGAGAGAGAGAGGCAGAGACACAGGCAGAGGGUGAAGCAGGCUCCAUGGAGAGAGCCAGCGACGUGGGACUCCAUCCCGGGUCCCCAGGAUCAUGCCCUGGGCUAAAGGCAGGCGCUAAACCGCUGAGCCACCCGGGCUGCCCGAUUUCACCUUUUCAAUCAAAGAAAGUGCAAACGCGAGGUGUCCUGAAAAAGGGACGUGUUCCUGCAGAUGUGGGAGGAAGGAGGGUGUCUGGAAGCCAGACCUACCCUCCUCCUCACGUUGUCAAGGAACCUUGUGAUGGCCUUGGCCCCACCCAGAUCAUCCAGGAUAAUCUCACCCUUCUAGAGCCUUAAUGUGAGGUUUCCGAAGCAUCCGCAACGUGUAGCAUCCGCAACGUCCCCUUUGCCAUAUAAGGUAAUCCAUUCACUGGUACCAAGGAUGAGGACCUGGACCUUUGGGGGGCUGUUACUCUGGCAACCACGGAUGGGUAGGGAAAGUCUGGGAACUGUGUCCUUACUUGGCUACGGAACUUUCUGACAUUCCCCGCCUUCCCCAGCGCUGCCAAGUAAACACAAACCAGGAGCUUGCUUUCCCCCCAAAUAAGUGGCUAUUGUGUGGGAGUAAAAACAUUUUUGCUGGUUUAA